AAAAAAGGGAGUUCGUACCAAGGUCCAAACAGCGGGAGAUUAUCACCGUCCCGGAGACCCAGACAGCUGUCAUCGUUCGAACGCUCUGCUGCUCCGCCGCUACUCCGACCGUCCGCCGCUGCCAACGGGGGCUGCUGCACUGGCCCAAGCACAGACCUGCAGGGCCACAAUCAAACCCACGCGGGAUUUCCUUUCUGGCGAACCGUCAACAAGAGUAAGGCCUUGUCUCCCAAAGUGUAAUUGGCCCUAUCCGUGAUUUGCGAGCCUUUCUCGGGUUCCCACAGGAGCAGUGCAAGAAUCGUCCUUACUGUCUUCCGUAUAGCUAAUCCCGGCUGGAGGGAAUUCUGGAAGCCUGUCAGGGACAGAUAGACAAGAGGUGGAAGAGCGCUGCACGGGAAUGGCUGAUUAUGCGGCUCUCCUGGGGAUGGGAUCUCCUGCAGUAGCAGCGCUGGUUGACUCGAAUGGAAGGUGUGUCCAAGUUUUCUUUCCUUCACUUCUCAUUUGCGGGUCCGGUUCCCAAUACUUGAUUGCGUGGCUUCAAAGAGAAGAGGCGGAGAGAGGAGUAGGUAGGUGAGUGAGUGUCAGUGGGUGUGCGAGCAGGUGUCCACCGAUCGGUCUACCGCUAUCAGUGCGCGAACAGGAUAGUGAGGAGUGGACCAAGUUUGUUCGCUUUGGAGCGAGAGCCCAGAGUGGAAGAGCAGCCGGCAGCAGUGGUCCUCGAAGGGGUUGAAUCGACAAUUGUCCAUCGACAGCAAUCAUCGCCGCUACUAUCAUCGCAUUCCUCCCCUCGCUCACUCUUGCUUCCCCCCCCCCUUUUGCUCGGGUCGCCAUGGCUCGGGACGUAGAGGGCUUCCGUCCGACUCUCCCACCAAUCUCUUCCUCCGUCCCCUCGUACUACGGGACCCGCUCCGACCCUGAUACGCCGCCUCCAACACCUACUGGCACCACUGCCACAUCCUCUUUUCAGAGUCACACAAUUAAGAAGCGUUUAUCGGAUUCACUUACUGACAUCUUUGCUCUGCGUAGAAGGCGUCCGUCAUUACAGCAAGGUACAUCAUCGUCGAGAGGCACCGGCAAUGGGUCAAGGUCGAGAAACCGGUCGUCGUCUGCCACAGCUGCAGGGGCUACAAACUACAUUAGGGCACCUCCCCCAAUUCUCAACUCAUCCGCUUCUAUGGCUACGAUAGCAUCCACAAGCUCGACGAGCAGUAGUUACAGGGGGAGCUUGUCGAGGAGUGAUUCUUACACUGAUAUGGUCGCGCGGGGGUUCCGUAUGACAAGGGAGGGGCAGAUGAGGGAGUCGCCAAUCGCCCCAGUAUUCGAGCCGGGCAGAUCGGUUUCUAGCAGGAAAAUCAUGUCUGAUGAGGAAAUGCGAGAGCAAGAUGAUCAAUUUGGGGCUGUAGGUGCGUCGGAAUAUCGAGCUGAAGAUGGGCAGGCGAGUAAAGCUGCCGCCGAGGUUGGAAUGAGAAGGAUGCCGGGAAUAACAAGGAAGAUAUCAGAUUCUAGGAGGAUUCUUAGGCCUCUGUCACCAGGAAGCAAAGAAGACGAGGAUGGGGGGAGCAUUGCUUUGGCGGAGGAAUUGGAACAGAGGGUUUCCUUAGCAACAGAACAAUUGGGUAUUCCGGCUGGCUCGGUGGCUGACUCUAAAAGGGAGUCAUCGAUGUCAGCGGCAGCUUUGACGGUUCAGGGAUACACUUCAUCGUCAGAUGAGGCAUCUACGUCGUCUUCAUUGAAAUCUGCAAGGUCCCGCAGCUCAACAUCAGGUACAUCAGGAUUACCCCGAACCAUCUCGUUUUCCCACUCAAAGAGGCGUGGUUCUAAAACACAAAUGGUACCAGCACCCCUGGAUUUGCAGAGCUGGGCAGAUAAGGGCGGUUCCGCUAGUAGUACGUCUGCGAAUUCAACAUCAGAGAGACAAUCGUCUUCGAGGCCGCAAACAGUACCACCAGAGCGUUCUGCUACUGCUUCGCCGUUGAAGUAUGCCAGCCUUUCUGUUAGAAAUAAUCAGAGCGGUGGCCUUGAGGUCCCCAACCCAGCCCCGACCCCAGGAUCCCCAGGGUCUCGGCUAUCUUCAUUGGCCAGCCCGUCCGGGUCUAUCCCAGGGCAGAAAACUCGAUCGACAUCAGCAACAACAUUGAAUUCUAUGGUAGCUCGUUCGGACAGUACGUCUUCAGUCGCUACUGCUCCUUCAUACCCUCUCAAGAACCCACCCGCAUCGACAACUACGCCAGUGAAUACAUCUAGAUCACAGAAAAGUCUUUCAUCCCGAGAUCGAAAGGAGUCCUCCAAAGUAUCACUAGCAGCAUAUGCAGCCAGUGCGAAGAACAAGCCCCGACACCCUCCCAGCCUUGAACCUCCACUUCCGGACCCCGGGAGUGCACCUUCUGUGGCCCCAGCUCCCGCUAGUGGUAUGUAUUGGUACAAGGCCCCAACCCAUGGACAGGAUAGCGUGCCCUUGAGAGCACAUACCUGCACAUUAGUAGGAAGCAACGUAUAUGUUUUCGGAGGAUGUGAUGUGCGAACGUGUUUUAAUGAUCUCCAUGUUUUCGACGCAGGUAGGGUUGCAAGUGCAUUUGAUAUCCCCCAUGAAACGCCGAGUUAACCCGGUGUAGAUUCAAUGUCCUGGUCCAAGCCUGCAGUCUGCGGUGACAUUCCACCGCCAUUAAGAGCAAUGACUACCACAGCCGUCAACAAAAAGUUGGUGAUAUUUGGCGGUGGAGAUGGGCCAACAUACUACAAUGAUAUCUACGUCUUUGACACCAUGACAAAUCGCUACACCAAACCAAAGCUGGCCGGUGGCCAACAGCCUUCCCGACGGCGCGCCCACACCGCCUGUUUGCACAAGAACGGCAUCUACGUAUUUGGCGGAGGCGACGGCGUUCGGGCCCUGAAUGAUGUAUGGAGACUGGAUGUCUCGGACUUGACUAAGCCUUCUUGGAAACUGAUAUCCGCCCCGCCCCGCCCGGGCGGAUCGACAACCUCCCUAAGCAUCGACGGACGUCCAUCCACCCGAACAGAGAGUCUACAACACCAAGCACGGCCAGCGGCGAGGGGUUAUCAUACCGCCAAUAUGGUGGGAUCGAAAUUGAUCGUGUUUGGAGGGAGCGACGGCGACGAGUGCUUUCGGGAUGUGUGGGUUUUCGACCUGGAAACGAGUAUUUGGAAGUGUGUUGGCAUCAAGACUAGCUACCCGCGCCUCAGCCAUACCGCGACAAUCGUUGGGAGCUACCUGUUCGUUGUCGGGGGGCAUGAUGGUGUGGAAUACUCUUGUGAAGUUUUGUUGUUGAAUCUUGGUAUUUUCCCCCACCCAGUAGAGAAACUGGCUCGACCCAAAACACGACCUAAUAUCAAUAGUGACCAUGCAAUGGGACAAGAGAAAAGUCUACGGCAUGCCACCUAGUGGCCGGGGAUAUCAUGGCGCGGUACUACACGAUAGUAGGUUAUUCGUAAUAGGCGGCUUUGAUGGGUAUCUCCCCCCCCCAUUUCCAUCCCACAAGACACUAACUUUAAAUUAGACACGACGUAUUCAACGACACCUACAUCCUAGAACUCGCCGUCAGCAGCUACUACUCACAAAUCUCACACUUCACGAUAGAAGUCUAGCCAACUGCCCAACCGGUCAAACCUUACGCACCCUCCCCUUUUCAACUUAACGGCCGCCCUUCAAUUGUCAUGCAUCCGUCGAUUCUUGGGUUAUCAGAUAGACACGGCGGGGCGUUCCUUCUAUUCCUUUCCUUCACACUCAUCACCACUGUUGCCUAUUCUGUUCCGUUCUGUUCGGCGUCUUUUUCCACUCCCCAGGUGGGAAAAAAAAUUAUGAUUUUUCUCCUUCUCCCUCUCCUCCCAUUUAUUCUUCUCGAUCGGUCGAUUGAUUGAUGGAUCGGCUAUGACGCCGAACAACUUUAUUUCAUUUCAUUCCUAUGAACGACAAAUUAUGUGACGGGUGGAUGAUUCCGAUUUAUUGAUGGCCGCUUGCUUACUCACAUUAACGAUAACGGCGCAGUAUCUUUUUUCUUCCCUUCUUCUCUCUCUUCUCCUUCUGUUGUGGUAAUCCUGAAUCGCGGUGUUUUUUCGGGGCGCAAACAGUUUUUUCUCUUCCUUUCCAUGUCGCGCCAGUAUGCUUGCCUACCCGCGUGUCUUUUUUUUUCUUUUUUUUCUGCGUUAUUUGUACGGUUUAAGUACUGAUUUUCUACUCUUCUGAUCCCAUUUUUCAUACAUAUAUAUAUUACCUUAAAUCAAGUUGUGUAGGACGGAUGAUAUAGUCUAUCUCAGACUCUUUCUGGCUUCCCGAGUGUUAGUACUCGUAUCAUAACAGGACAGUACUCGUACAGCACCUACCGACCGUAACUUACCUAUCCGCCGCUGGUAACGGCAGGAUUGGCAUCGGUAAAAGAGGGAGAUUACUGCUCUUUGUGGGCUAAUUACCAUAUGUCGAGGUCGAGUAAAUCACCUCCGCGGGUAGAUUAAGAGCACCAUACGGGCGUCGGUGGUCUAGGCGCACGAUGUGUACGAGUAGAGUACGAGUACAAAUCUCACCUGCGCCAUGACUUUGAUAUUGGAAAUGGGGAUGGAAAAUCAUUACCGUACUCCGGAAGCGAAAGGGGUCGGAGACCGCCGACGGGUUCGUAAGCUUCCGUACGGUUGGUUAGGGUAGUCCAGGAGCCUACAGUACCGAAUCCUACGUCACAAAGCCAUAAGUUAAGUUGAUUAAUUCGCUCGGGCGGUGCUGGUACCAUAUGAUGGAACGCGCGAUAACUGGUACCAGUACCAGUAGGGGUAUUCAAAGUUAAAAGAUGAUUUUACAGUAACGAGUUAAAUGCGGGAAGUUGCAUAAGGUUACUUUCUGGUAUUAGCCAAUCGGAUCCUCAUGGUUUAGGUACU
Tuber aestivum (summer truffle) is the source of this 4881-nucleotide messenger RNA. Lineage: Eukaryota; Fungi; Ascomycota; Pezizomycetes; Pezizales; Tuberaceae. The record is from the annotation of a GenBank genome assembly.